AAUACCUGAAAGCUAUGUCAUAACAAAUGCUAUUUACAUUGCUAAAAAAAAAAAAACCUUUUAUGUUUUUCCUAGUAGUGGUGGUGAUGAUUAGGUUUUCUUGAUCAGUCAAUUAAAAGCUUGGAUUAUCCUGGAAACUCAAGGAAAAGUGAAAUUGAAAAGCACAAACAUUACCAUUCCAGUAUCAUGGUUAUCUAAUCUCUUUCAUGAGCCACCUCAUAAAUAAAUAAAUAUUGUGGAAAGUUUUAAGGAUUAAAAUAGCCCAUAAGCACUUUUCUAUGAAUCUUUUCACUAAAUCCUGUACAAAAAUGGCAUUUUAAAGCAUCAUGGAUUAAUCUUUAGACUGAAUAUCUGUUGUAACCAUAGAAUCUAUGUGUUUAACUGAAAUGUUGCAUAUGGUUUCCUCUUUUCCUUUGCUUCUUAUCUUCCUAGUGACAAUCUUAUUUGCAAGCUCUUUGGAUUAACACCUGCACUUUUAUUCUUGAUAAAAUGCCAUGUAAAUAGACAGCAUUAUAUUCAUAAUUCCACAAAUUCCUACCAGGUGGCCUCAUUGUCCAUGCACUAUAUGAUUGGAAUGAACUUGCCAUUACAUAAUGCAGCACUUUGUGGAUUAAUAGCAAGUAGUUAUUUUGACUUUCUUCAAUCUCUGAAAUAUAAUUUAUACACAGAAAGAGUAAACUAGAAGUUAAGAGAAGUCUGAAUUGGAAGAAGUGGAUCUUUCAAAGUCUGUCCAGAUUCUUCCAGUAGUAUCAAAGUCAGGGAACCUCAAAUCUUGGAAGUCCCCUAGUGACAAUCAAAAGUGCAGCAAAUGAUAAAGGGCUCUGGACAUGCACGGGUGCCUGGACUGUUAUUAUUUUUCACAGUACUUUAUUUUUUAUUUUUAUAACAAUGGCAUAAUCAGGUGCAGUUGAUAUGUACACAAAUAUAAAUACCCAUUUUAUUAUUGGCACUGUAUUGUCUUUCCUAUAAUGAAAUAGUGCUUAUAAUUAAGCAAUUGGGUUUAGAGUCAGAGGAGCAGAACCAAUUCAAUGAAAGCCAUACAUAGUAUUUCAUUUUUAAGAGGAUGAGUGUAAGAUAAAUGGAUCACAAACUCUGAAUCUCAUAAAGUGUUUAAGGUGGUGGACAAGAAAACGGGAAAGGGGCUAGUCCUUCCUCAUCAUGACCACCAGAAACUUUGGGCUGCUCACUGUCCUUUGGCCUAGCCCACCUUACAGGUGGGUUGUUGAGGAAAAAUAGGAGAUGGAGCCCUGGAAUGCUACUCUUGAGUCAUGCAAAGAAAGGCAGGAUAUAAAUCUAAUAAUAAAUAAUGGAUAAAUAUCUACAUUUCCAAAGCCAUUAUUCUCUUUCCUUCAUAAUACAUGGGAUGGAUAAGAAAAUUAUAAAUCUAAAGGCUUCCUCAUGUGGUUGUGCAGUCCACAUACACCAUUAAGUGGAUUUCUCUAGUAGUGAGCACAAGCCAAAGGAAUAAUGGUAGCUGGAACAAGCAAUUUAUAAUGGAUUUUAUUUAUUAGAUUUUUAUUCCACCUUUUUUGCUUUGUAAAUAACUCAAGGCAAGCAUACAUACUACUACUUCCUCUUCUCUGCACUUGUGAGAUGGUUGGUCUGAGAGAGUGACUGGCUCAAAGUUAUCCACCUGACUUUCAUGCCUAAGGUGGAGUGACUAGAAUUCAUGGCCUCCUGGUUUCUCAUCUGAUGUCUUAGCCAGUAGAUCAAACUGACUGUUAAAAGUUUUUUAAUGUAUUUUUAAAUCUUUGAUUGAACUAUUAAUCUGUUAUGUUCAAUGAUCAGACUAUUAUGUUGUUCAUAAAUGAAUAGUGUUUUUCAGUGGGUAUUUUAGUUGGUCAAUGGUAAAUAGAAUGCAUAAUUUGAAUAAUGCAUAAUGCAUUCAGAUUAUGUCUGUAGUUAAAGAGUUAUCUUGACUUAUAUCACUUUCCUUUCCAUAUUUAUAUAUUUAUAAAUAAAGUCUGCAUUUUAGCUGCCUCUGUGGAAAUUCCACACAUGAAAUCAAAGUACAAAAAAGGGGGAUGCUAUCAACUGUUGCCAUCCUUCCACCUAAGAAUUCCAAAUGAAAGUUAAAAGAAACAAUCCCUUACAUACUUAUGAGGCAUUAAAUAAUUGCUCAGGAACUCGAGAAUUUCUGAAUCAAGAAGCGGAUGCAAAACUGGCUGGAAUGUGCAGAAGGGCAAGACGUGUUGCCUGACCCUCUUCAGCACAGUGCUCCCCCCCCCAAAAAAAGGGGGGGGCGACAGGGCUGUUGGGAGUCUGCUAGAAACGUUCGCUGUAAUUUUUUUUUCUAGCGCGAACAGUAACAAACUUCACCGCUUUCUGAAAGGACAGCAUUGACCCACUGAUCUAGGCAGCCUCGUUUAAUGUCAGAAAAGCCGCUCUCCCUCUGCGUCUCGCUUGGCGGGGCUCCAGAUUUGAUGCUCUCCAAAGGUCUCGAGCGCCCACUGGGAGGGGGCUGACGGGAGCUGUGGUCCAUUUACGUCCGUAGAGUUGGCGGUGCUCGGUCCGUUGCUCCUUCAAUCCCACCCUUAUUCCCACUUGCUCGCCUUUCCCCGGGUUUAUAGAGUCGGUGAGAACCUUCUGGCGGUCCUUCCCGCGUCUCCUUCGUUUGGCUCCCAGACUAGGCGAAGAAAGCGUGUAUGUGUGUAGCGGGAGGAGCUCGAUGAAGAGAUGCCCGGGGCGGCUGAAUAACCCGAUUUCGCCCCCUCCUUGGAACAGGAGGCCUCGCGGGGCAGUUAGUGAGGGAUGGCCUCAGCGGCGCCAUGGAGUGGGAAUUCAACUUGCUCCUCUACCUCGCGCUUUUCUUCCUUCUGCUCUUCCUGCUCGUCCUGCUCCUCUUCGGGGUCAUUAAGCAGCUGAAGAAUUCCGUCGCCAGUACCGGCGCCCUCCAGCCAGGGCGCCCCUCCUUGAGAGAGCCCUGGGGCUUCUGCCGCGAGCAAAGCUUGUAAGACGAGGCGCCCCCGCCUGGAGUAAAGGACGAAGUACGCCCCGAGUGUCAAGGACCAGCUACAGGUGUGUCUCGGUGGGUUGAUCUUGGAGUUGGGAUGCGUGAUCCAAGAGCGACAGAAUGGUUUUUGGGGCUGGGAAAUAAUAAUUUCAAAACCAGCUUCAGCCGCAUCCUCAGCUUGCACUCUCCGAUUCAAUUGGAGAGAUCCAAAACGGCCUUCCUGAAUCUUCUGGCUCCCACUCCCAGAAUUUGCUUUGAGAAAGCUGCCUGAAAUAAUCAC
This is a messenger RNA of Crotalus tigris (Tiger rattlesnake), 3233 nucleotides long. It is a transcript of the gene SMIM43, whose product is annotated as small integral membrane protein 43. Lineage: Eukaryota; Metazoa; Chordata; Lepidosauria; Squamata; Viperidae. The record is from RefSeq and is a predicted model, not a curated record. Bases 2769 to 2954 code for a protein of 61 amino acids. The transcript is spliced from 2 exons.